GCUUCGGAAGGACUUCAGCAAUGAAGUUGGUGCUGCAAUGGGAGCAGUCCAAUCCCUUACUGCAGCAGCCUCAUCAUAUGGAUCUGCAGAUCUCACUCAACUUUUUAGAAUUGCAACCCAAGAAGCAAAGAACUCUCGUGCACAGGGUCGUCUUCUUAGAGUGAUGCUCAUCUACUGCAGAUCAUCUAUUCUUCCACAGCAUCAAUGGCCAGUGAACCAAAAGGUCUUCACCUUGGAUGUCCUAUAUCUCCAUGACAAGCCAGGCCCUGAGAACUGCCCACAGAAGGUAUACGAUGUACUGGUCGACGCCCUCGAGCACGUCAGCGAGUACGAAGGCUACAUAUUUGAGAGCGGACAAGGCCUAUCUCGAGUCCUUUUUCGCCAAAUUUGCAUCCUUCUCUCACACCCGCAGCAGCGAUGUGCUCAAGAUGACCUUGACAUACCCAAGUCCCUUGAAAAGAGGCUGCCGCCGGCAACUGAUGCUACAAUUGCCGAAGAGAGCAUCUCCAGCACCAUUCAGUAAGAUUUUACUCUUUCAUUCUAUAUAUGCCGUAGUAUAAUGAAAUAAUUAGAAACAGAACUUUGUUGUGUAAAUGACAUAGGGCUUGUUUGGUCAGCUCAGUAUUUAAAAGUUAUCUUUACAUAGUAGCAGAAAUUUGUCAGAAAUGCUGUUGGUUAUGCAUAUAUAUUUUUGGUUUAAUUUAGAAAACAUAAAGGGUCUUAACCUUGUUAAUUA
Dendrobium catenatum is the source of this 736-nucleotide messenger RNA. RefSeq lists its product as uncharacterized. Lineage: Eukaryota; Viridiplantae; Streptophyta; Magnoliopsida; Asparagales; Orchidaceae. Gene Ontology annotation, biological process: positive regulation of DNA repair. The record is from RefSeq and is a predicted model, not a curated record. Gene Ontology annotation, cellular component: BRCA1-A complex; BRISC complex.